GAGUCCAGUUCCAUCCCACUCAGAUUUGUAUCUUUUAACCCUUGGGACGCAUUUGGAAAGUCACAAGUUGUCAACGGUCACCGCCACCACAACUACAACCACCACCCCCCCCCCCCCCCCCCCCCCAUUUCCUUGUGCACCGCCUGCCGUCACCAUGACGUCGGAGCUGGAGAGUAGCCUAACCUCCAUGGAUUGGCUUCCUCAGCUGACCAUGCAGGCAGCUAUCCGCAAGGCUGAUGCCCAGAAUGCACAUGGGCCAGGCAUGGGCAAGAAGAGCACCCUGCUGGAUCACAACACCACAUUGGAUCAGGAGGAGGUCCAGCAGCACAAGGACGGCAAACCUCCCUAUAGCUAUGCCAGCCUUAUCACAUUUGCCAUCAACAGUUCGCCAAAGAAGAAGAUGACAUUGAGUGAGAUUUACCAGUGGAUCUGUGAUAACUUUCCCUACUACAGGGAAGCAGGCAGCGGCUGGAAGAAUUCAAUACGGCACAACCUAUCAUUGAACAAGUGUUUUCUCAAAGUGGCUCGCUCCAAAGACGACCCCGGAAAGGGCUCUUAUUGGGCUAUUGAUACCAACCCAAAGGAGGACGCCUUGCCCACACGGCCAAAGAAAAGGCCUCGGUCUGGGGAGCGGGCUUCCACACCAUACAGCCUGGAUUCAGAGUCUUUGGGGAUGGACUGUAUGAUCUCUGGAAGUGCCUCUCCAACGCUGGCAAUCAACACUGUGACUAACAAGGUGGCAUUGUACAACACAGAGCAGGAAGGGAGCGAUAGCCCAAGAAGCAGCCUUAACAACAGCCUGUCUGACCAGAGUCUGGCCUCUGUCAAUCUCAACAGUGUGAGCAGCGUUCACAGCUAUACACCGGUGACCAGUCACCCGGAGCCUGUGUCCCAGUCCAUGAGCCUGCAGCAGCAGGCCCCCCAGUCCCAGUACAGCAUGCCAGACAGAGACAAACAGCUCCUGUUCUCGGACUUUGAAAAUCUCAGUGCCUCUUUCCGCAGCCUUUACAAGUCUGUUUUCGAGCAGUCGUUCAGCCAUCAAGGUCUGAUGGGGAUGCCAUCGGAUUCCUCUCAGCAGACCCACACCUCCUGCUCCUAUCAGCACUCCCCAAGUGGCACCAUUAACACUCAGAACAGUCUGUCUAACAAUCAGCCCAACAGCCACCCCAACAACCACUCCACCACCGGCGGCCAAGUGCCGCUGUCACACCCUGCCCAAGCCCACCCCGGCCACGGCUCGCCCCACGCACAGCACCUCCCCCAGCACGGCGGCCCUCACAACCAACACAGCCAGCACAGCCAACAUCCACAGCAUGCCGCACACUCCCAACACGGACAUCACCCCUCACAGCACCCGUCCCACGGCCAGCCCCAGCAACAACACACACAGCACCCGUCCCAACACACACAGCACAGCCAGCACCCCUCUCAACACGGGCAGCAGCACCAGAGCCUCUCCCACCAGACCCAUCCCACCCAGCAGCAGAUGGCCUGCAGCACGGGACUUCUGUCCGACUGGUGCCCAAACGUGGAUGCACUGAAAGAGACGUGUCGCAUUGCCAGCAGCUUUAACUGGGCUGAUGUUGACCUUUCCCCCUUUCAAGGGUUGAAAGAGAGCAUGAGACAAGCUGAUCUGAACAACUGGUGCCUUGAACCCACCCAGAUCGCCGACCUCUGCUCCUCCAUCAACCAGUUUUUCACCCGAACUGGAGUGAUCCCGCCGCAGGGGGCAGUGCAGCCCCCUGUGUGCCAUGGCUCCAUGCACACCAACAAACCCAGCCAGCACCUCAACGCAGGAAAUCUGUAUGUGGGCUCAAAACCAAACAUGCCCAUGACGGGUCCUCCGGGAUAUCCCCACAUGCCCCCCAUGAGCACCGCAGGACCCACUAUGACGGGACACCAUGCACAGAUGAACCAGCAGCACAUGAUGCCUAGCAGAAGCUUCCAGAUGCAUCGCAUGCCACCUGAUGACGCUCCGGAUGUUGAUGAGUUUGACUGGGACUCCAUUGUCUACUAGAACCUCUUUUUUUUUUUUGUCUCAAGUUGAAAAGAGGAGGUGGAGGUGGAAGCCUGAAGAUACAAGGCGGAGCUGGAAGCCUGGAGGUGGAGGACGCCACUGUUCCUUGCAGAAGAAUAUUUGAUACACUUUGGAGAAAUGCAAACUUCAGUCCAGACAAUUUUACAAAAGCAAAGCGUAAACCAGACAUUAUCACUUUGAAGACAAUCAUGUUUAGUUGGACAUGUAAGAGGCCGCUUCAAAACGUCUGUCGACGUUUCAGCUCCAAACCACACACUCCUCAGCCAGCCGUCCCCUUAACCCCCCAGCAGCCCCCCCCCCCCCCUCCCCCAGCCCCCUGCUCUGUGACCGUUAUGUGGUUUGAGCUUGUCAUUUUCCUCGUGUCAACAUUGGUCUCGACUGCCUCUUGGAUGACUAUCUCUCUUUUCAUUUCUCUUUUUGCAUUUGCUUUUUAGGAAACACAGUCAACCUCCAUGAAUAAGUGUGAAGCUCAUUGGGAGAAAGCAGGAUCUGCUACGGGUUAGUUGGUGACUAAGUCAAGUUUACAGACGUUAACAGGGUUAGGUCCUAAAUCGGGCUCUAUAUUCAACAAACAGUUCAGUGAUCUGUUUGUUUACCCAAACCAUGUGAUUGGUUGUUUGCAGUCAAGGGAGUAUUUCCUGUAGGCUCCAGUUUCUCAUGUUCCCACUUCUGUCUGCUCUCCGUCCUCAUGGUUUCAUGUUUGAGGCAGUUUGAGGCUCUCCUUUGGAUUUAUGUUUGCUCCAUCAGUCACAAGCUGUAACUAUGAGAGCAUAGUGCAGGUUUUUCCCUUUAAAUCGCCUCCAAUUUGAGCUCAUUGAUCAUUAAACAAACUAGAAUGACUCGUAACGAGGGCUGGGUUUAAAUGUUUGACUCUCUCCAUAAAUCAAUGUUGAAUUGAUCUUUACUUAGAAAAUACAUCAUCAAUAUAUCAAAUUUAUAAAUCGAAUUUCCCUCAGAAUAAUUUCUUUGGAGUUGGAAUUGCAGUUAGUAUUUUUUUUUCACUUUAAAUGGAAAAGUGUUUUUUAGAACAAAAAAGUAUUUUAUGAAUUGAAAUUAGAAAAAAUAAAACAAUAAUUUGGAUCUUAUAGAAUCAUGAAUGUCAAAUGUUGAACUCAUGAGUUAAAAUGGACUUUAUUCGGUAUUUUGACAGUGUAGCGAGUUCAUAAACAAAGUUUCGCUGAGAGGCUGACGCUGGGUCCGGUCAGUGAACGACACGCUCAAAAAAAUCAUGACGCUUCACGAAUUUCCUAUUUUGAACUUUGAAUAGUGAAAAAAGGUCAUUAAAUCCAUUCAUUGUAACGUGAUCAAAAAAGAGAAAAAAGCAAAGAAUCAAGAACAAACACAAAAGCGGUCAACAAAAAAAUACAGCAACCCAUCUCACCCCCCCCCCCUUCCAUCUUACACGGGGACAAACCACAGGUGAGUUGGCUGCUUAAUGUCACCGCCCACAAACAUGUGACCCCCCAAGUGGUUACCGCCAAUAAUACUAUAAUCAAAACACAAACAGAAAAACGAUAUUCAUUCACCACAGUUAAUUCAUGGCACCUGCAGACAGGGCUGCCCAGCCCUCCUCUAAAAUGAACUCUUCCAGACUGCUGCUUGAUUAGUUCAUGAUGCCUAUUGAUGCAGAUAUGCAUCAAACACCUUUAGCUUCAAAAUGACUUGAAUUUAGAACGCAAACACAACUGUUGUUCUCAUAGCUGGAACCAAAUUCAGACUUUUAGGGGUUAAUUUUAAACCAUUAAAACAUUAUUAAAAUAGAAUAAUAAUGAUUAGAAAAAAACGUGUCUCUAAACUUGAACACAGCAGAUUGAAGAGCCUCAUUCUUCCAUCCUGUCUUCUGGAAUCCCCGUUUUUCUCUAAGCGCUACGAUGUCGGACACGUAACCUUUCUCUGUUACGCCUCUGAGGUAACAGAAGUGAACGGAGUCUGAACAUACAUGGCAUUUAUUACAAUGGUGCAGAUUUCUCUGAGCUGUUUUUUUAUUUUUUUUUAGGAUUCCAUCUUCCUGCAGGAGAAAUCUCAUGGAUUUGGUUCCCAAUGUUUGUUUUUAUUUGCAGAAAUGAGCAGCAGCGCUUUAAUGAGCACACACUCUUUUCUCCAUUCAUUAACUCUGCAGAAAAAAGAAACGCAUCUCAAAGAGAUACCAAUAUAAUGCAGCUCUUGUUUAAUGAUCAAUAUCUAUAAACAUAUACCACUUAUUUUUGUAAACAGUGGUGAAAAGGCACAAGCCAGUGCGUAUCAAAGUGAGAUUUGGACACACAGGGUCUACGUCUGAUUUGUAAGUCGAUGAAUUUUUAUUUUUGACUUCCCCACGUUUUGUUGUGAUGAAUGUUUUUAUUUUCUUAUCAAACAUUCACAACGGAAUGUAACUGAGAACUUAUACAGUACGUGCGGUUUGUGUGUGUGUGUGUGUGUGUUGGUUUUAGAUAUUGUGUGUUUUCGUUGUAACAUAGGGCCACAGUUUAUUGCUGCAAUCAUCUCUCUAUGAGCACAAAAGUGAACGGUGAGACAAAAGGUGGGAGGAGUUUUGGGUUGAGAUCCGCGGUUCUAGAAGCCGCCUGUCACCUGGAACACGUGGCUCCACAAUCAGACAGGUGCUGACCUUCAGAGAUGCUGUCUGGAGGGGGGGGGGGGCUUUGCACACGUGCAGUUUGUCUUUACCUCACCACCUUGAAGAUACAAAGCACCUCCUAGAUCCAUCCCCUCUCAGAUUGAACCUUCGUCAUUUCACUCCAGUUGACACCAAGAAGUGAAGCGGAGUGCUUUAACUCUGAGGCCGUCUCUGACACUGUGUGUCUUUAUCUAAAGGGUCAGUACUGCCCUGCGUUUGGACUUGCAGAUGACAAAAUAAAGAGGAAAAAACUCUGAGCUGGUAGAUCUAAUGAUGCAGCCACUAAACAGUCAGUAAAGCUCAGCAUAAAGACUGGAAACAAUAAACUCCCCUGUUUUUAACAAUCCAACUGCUUCAUCAUUUACACAUUUUCUGUGAUGUGCCGUUCAUGUUCUCAGCUUUCUCAGCUUUAGGCGGUUGAGAAGCAAAAGUGUGUCCUGUCCCCGCAGAAGGACGGGGGACAGAUGUCAAAUGCAGAUAUGAGAUUACGUUAAAGCGUCCACUCAUCAGGCGUUUGGCUGGAAUUGGAGGAGUCCAGAUGUCGAUGAUGACUCCUCUUCAUCAUCCUUCAAAUCAAAGAGUUCCUUUUCUUUGUGUCUCACCUUCCAUCUAAUACUAAAAAGUCCAAACUUUCAAAAUAAAAGCUCUAAGAGGCUUUUCCUUUGGUUCUCAGCUCAAUAGAAGAAAGUGUUUUUAUAUCAUUUUUUCUGCACCUUUGAGCUGCUGCAGAGAAACUUUGUUAAAAUGACCUUUUAAUUGUUUAAUAGUACUAUUUUCAGCAGGAACUUUAAGCAGAAUGUUUCUUCUGCAUUUAUUCAGCUGCUUUUUCUUACCGUUUCAUCUUUUUCAUUUGAGUUUCCAGUCUUUGUGCUGAGGCUUCAUCAAACUAAACGGACACAAAUGAGGUGGAGAUCUUAUAAAAAAAAUGAAGUAAACUCUAUUUUAAGCAGCUGCAAUGAAACUAUUUCAUCAAUGGGGAUUGGCAUGACAAUCAUAGAUUUUUCUGGGUUUUUUUAAAGAUUGUGAAGUUGUAUUUCUUUUUUUUUUUUUUGAUAAUGCACUUUUUGUCUCUAUUUUCUUGAACAUAAUAGAACCACACCUCUGCCGGUUUUGAUUUUCCCUCCAUUUCUACCAGAACCUCUGUUAGAUUGUCAAGUUCUCCAGUUUAAAUGAAACCGUAUUUUUUCUUCCAGUCAUGUUAUGCUCACGUUUGCUACUUUGUUGCCACACACACUUGUCUGUUUACCGAAUGCCUAACAAUAUCUGCAGAGCAGCCUCACAAACCGAUGUCAACGUUGCUUCAAGUUUUCUGACAAAACUGCCGGGAUUUUCUGUCUUUGUUUUUUUGUUUUUGUUGCUCAGACGGGAUCUAUGCGAUGCCUGUCUCUUAUGGGGGUGGGGGGAGGACAGGCCCCAGGACUGCAGCUGAAACAGGCAGCCAGAAGAACCACUCGUGUGUUGAGCUGAACUGGAGAAAAUCCUGGUUUGCGUGUGCUGUGUCUCGGCUCUUCCAGGUGAAGACUGAACACGCGAGCUGCUAUGCGCUGAGCACAUCGGCUCACGGGGCAAACGGGCUUCAGCAGAACCACGUGGACGAUGACUGGAUCAAUUUACAUGUCUGAGGUUUUGAUUUGUCCUUUGAGGAAGUUUUUGUUUUUCCAGAAAUUGCAACGUAUGUUUUUAAUUACAGCUCCAAUUGCCAGAGAGAUUAUGAUUAUUAUUAUUAUAGUUGUUCUUUUUUUUUUUGGGGGGGGGGGGGGGGGGGGGGGAAUAAUUAUCAAACCUUGUUACAACAUAUGGGGGAGAACUGCCAACAUCCACAACUGAUUGGGCCCUUUUUCCUUUAGUGCUGGUGUUCUGCUGUGCUUGUACAUAAGUCUUCAAUCAUCCCCGCUUCUUGUUUUUUAUUCUGGGGAGGGAGGAUGGGGUUUCCAUGUUGGUCUCCUUCAUGAAACAGGAAGGAGAAAGGAACAGAGUAUUUUGUUAUCGUCCAAUCAGAGGGUGACAGUUUGUAUAUAUCUUAUAGUGUAUAUAUGUGAUGAAAAUGCGUUGGCUUUUUGUGUGACACUACCUUUAAACUGUACUACGGUUCUACAUUCAGUGUUUCAGUGUUGAUAGUAUGUAUUUGGUUUGUUUCUGUCCUUUUUUUUGUCUGUCAUUUCUUGUACUUUUCCCCCUUUUUUCAGUUUGUUUAUUGCACGGUUUAUUGCUUUCAUUGUCCGAUGAGGUGAAACAGCUACUCUUUGUAAUUGUUUAGUGAUGUAAAAUAACUCGUGUUAUUAGACUUGUCGAUACACCGCCCAACCCCACCCCCUUUCCCCAAUAUGCAUGAAUGGCACUUAAAGAAAUAAAAUAUGGUAACUUCACUGUG
This is a messenger RNA of Oryzias latipes (Japanese medaka), 7023 nucleotides long. RefSeq names its product forkhead box J3 (gene foxj3). Gene Ontology annotation, cellular component: nucleus. Gene Ontology annotation, biological process: regulation of transcription by RNA polymerase II. Gene Ontology annotation, molecular function: RNA polymerase II cis-regulatory region sequence-specific DNA binding; DNA-binding transcription factor activity, RNA polymerase II-specific. Lineage: Eukaryota; Metazoa; Chordata; Actinopteri; Beloniformes; Adrianichthyidae. The record is from RefSeq and is a predicted model, not a curated record.